UUGAGUUCUGCACGCACGUAUACUUUAUUUUUAACUGUAUUGAUAACUGUUGAUAAAAUGGCGCCGUCAGUGGUUGAGUUCUAUGAAGGGAAGUGUGUUUUCAUAACAGGAUCGACUGGUUUCCUUGGUAAGGCAUUAGUCGAGAAGUUACUGAGAACCUGCCCAGGUAUUCACACUAUUUACCUCUUGCUGAGGGAAAAGAGAGGUGUGAGUUGCGAGGACAGAUUGAAAGCACUCUGCAGUAACAAGAUAUUUGAACAUCUUCGUGAGAAGCAACCGGGUGUAUUCAACAAACUGAAGCUGAUCGCGGGAGACAUCUUGGAAGAUGAACUGGGCAUCUCCAACGAUGACCGUCAAGAGUUACAGCGACAUUGCAAUGUUGUGUUCCAUAGCGCUGCCUGUGUAAGAUUUGAUCAGAAAUUAAAAGACGCUGUUAAUAUGAACACAAUGGGUACUCUACGAGUUUUAAAAUUGGCUGAGACAAUGGAAAAUCUCGAGGCAUUCGUCCAUCUGUCCACGGCAUAUUGUCGCUGUGAACUCGACAUAUUGGAUGAGAAACUGUACCCUGCAGUUCACAAUCCAGAGAAGAUCAUCGAUCUCGUGGAAUGGCUAGAUGACUCAACACUUAGCUACUUAGAGCCAAAAUUAAUAUCAUCGGAACCUAAUACCUAUUCUUAUACAAAAGCGAUAACAGAAGAUCUCGUCGCUGAAUACAGUUCGAAAUUUCCAAUUGCGAUUGGGCGACCUUCUAUUGUAACUGCAGCUUGGAAGGAACCCAUGCCCGGUUGGGUCGACAAUCUUAAUGGACCGACUGGACUUGUUAUUGGUAGUGGAAAAGGUGUUAUACGGAGCAUGCACUGUGAGCCAUCUUACAUGGCCGAUGCAAUUCCGGUCGAUGUUGUUGUGAAUGGAUGUAUCCUAAUAGCCUACACUACUGCGUUGGAUAAACCUAAAGAUCUUCGUAUAUUUAAUAUUACUUUAUCCGAAGUUCAAAAAAUUACGUGGCGAGAAGUGAUCGAGUUAGGUGAGAAAUGGGUCAACACUUAUCCUUACACGGUCGCGUUGUGGUACCCGGGUGGUACCAUCAAGUCGUAUUGGUUUACUCACCAACUCACCGUGAUCUUCAUACACAUUUUGCCAGCAUAUUUACUUGAUAUGCUUCUGUUUUUGUUGGGAAGGAAGACCUUCAUGGUUAAUCUUCAAAAGCGAAUCAGCCAUGGCUUGAACAUCAUCCAAUACUAUACAACUAAGGAGUGGAACUUCAAGAAUACGAACUUCUUGUCUCUACAAAAGAGAGUCAGUGAGGCGGAAAACAAUAUUUUCUUCACUGAUGUCUCGACGUUGGACCGUGAUGAAUACUUACGGGACUAUGUCAUAGGCACGAGGCAUUAUGUGUGUAAGGAAGAUCCUUCGACUCUGCCUAGAGCUAGAAAGCUACAUAGAAUCCGUUACUGGGUCGACGUGGUGACGAAGAUUUUAUUAUUGUCCUUAUUAUUUUGGUUUUUAUAUUCGAAAUGCGGUAUACUAAAUGUAAUAGAUUCCGUAUAUAAUUACGUUUACAGUAUCACCAAUAAUAAUAAUAUUAGUGACAUUUAGUGUAAAAACCACAUUGGAGCA
Molecule: messenger RNA, 1617 nt
Organism: Vanessa tameamea
Lineage: Eukaryota; Metazoa; Arthropoda; Insecta; Lepidoptera; Nymphalidae
Product: putative fatty acyl-CoA reductase CG5065
Exons: 13
Coding region: 58-1596 (512 amino acids)
Biological process (GO): long-chain fatty-acyl-CoA metabolic process
Cellular component (GO): peroxisome
Molecular function (GO): alcohol-forming very long-chain fatty acyl-CoA reductase (NADP+) activity
Source: RefSeq, a predicted model, not a curated record